Grus americana (Whooping crane) is the source of this 2529-nucleotide messenger RNA. It is a transcript of the gene ASPN, whose product is annotated as asporin. The transcript is spliced from 10 exons. NCBI's taxonomy places the organism in Eukaryota, Metazoa, Chordata, Aves, Gruiformes, Gruidae. The record is from RefSeq and is a predicted model, not a curated record. Gene Ontology annotation, molecular function: protein binding. The coding region runs from base 380 to 1495 and encodes 371 amino acids.
CAUAUGAGUGGUAACAAGUCGCCUUAAUAUCAUUCGUCAGUACUAAGAUGGGCUAAUCUGAAGCAGCACUUUACUCUGGUAUCACCCACGGUGCCAGGAGGAUCAAGAAGUUUGGAAGUGGAAUUUUUCUUUAUAUUUACUUUCCAUUUCACAGAACUCAAUCUAACUUCCUUUUUCUGUAUUUAUUUUUAAUAUGAAAUAACUGGACAUAAAGAUCUCAGGUGGAUUAUCACAGUGCUUCCGGAAGAACUAUCAAACUUGCAAGACACAUAUUUGGAGGGGAGGAGUCACUGCAUUCUUUUUGAAAGGACUGAAGGACCUUCGAUUACACAGGAAAGAUACUUUCAAGUUACAGACUGGUUAUCCUGAUUAAGAAGAUAUGAAAGAAUACACACUCCUCCUCUUCUUGGCUUUGUGCUCUGCCAAAUCUCUCAUUGGUCCCUCAUAUUUUACACUAAAGAAUAUGAUGCUCCAAGAUAUGGAAGAAGAUGACGACGAUGACGAUGACGACAAUUCUCUAUUUCCAACCACUGAACCAAUUAUACCACUAAUUCCUUUUGAUCUGUUCCCAAUAUGUCCCUUUGGAUGCCAGUGCUAUGUGAGAGUUGUCCAUUGCUCUGACCUAGGUUUGACAUCAAUACCUCGAAACAUUCCACCAGAUACUCGUAUGAUUGAUCUUCAAAACAAUAAAAUUAAAGAAGUCAAGGAAAAUGAUCUCCAAGGACUCACAUCACUUUACGCACUGGCUUUGAACAACAAUAAAAUAUCCAAGAUUCAUCCAAAAGCCUUUCAACCAACAAAGAAGCUACGACGACUGUAUUUAUCCCAUAACCAGCUAACUGAGAUUCCAACAAAUUUACCAAAAACUUUAGCAGAGCUCAGAAUUCAUGCUAAUAAGGUUAAGAAAAUCCACAAGGAUGCAUUUAAAGGAAUGACGUCUUUACAUGUUUUAGAAAUGAGUGCAAAUCCUCUUGACAAUGAUGGAAUAGAGCCAGGGGCUUUUGAAGGAGUAAAUAUCUAUCACAUAAGAAUUGCAGAAGCUAAAUUAACUUCAAUUCCUAAAGAAUUGCCCUCCAGUCUACUAGAACUUCACUUAGAUGACAAUAAGAUCACAGCAAUUGAACUUGAAGAUUUUAACCGGUAUAAAGAUCUUCAAAGGCUAGGCCUUGGGAAUAAUAAAAUCAAAGAUGUGGAAAAUGGAAGUUUUGCCAACAUACCAAGUAUACGUGAAAUCCAUCUCGAAAAAAAUAAGCUCAAGAAAGUUCCUCCUGGAUUACCCCAACUGAAAUAUCUGCAGGUAGUCUUCCUUCAUUCUAAUCACAUUGCAAAACUGGGAGUGAAUGAUUUCUGCCCAACAGGAGGAAGAAAGAAGAAAGCAUUAUACAGCGGCAUAAGCCUCUUCAAUAAUCCUGUAAAGUACUGGGAGGUUCAGCCUUCAACUUUCCGUUGCAUUUUAGCCAGAAACAGUGUGCAACUUGGAAAUUUCCUCAACUGAUACCGAAGUUGGUCAUUUCAAAAAGCAACUUGUCCAAAUCAGUUCUACAAUACUUGAAAUUUGCAGGAAAAUGCCAAUUUUACACUAUUUAACCAGUUUACAAAGUAUUUACUAUUUCAGAGACAAUUAAUUAGAAACAAUAUGUUAGUAGGAUCCAUUGUAUUAUUUGACAAUGUUCAACCUACAUUUGAAUAAUUUAAACAAAAGCCUUUAUAUCUUACGGAAGACUCUUGGAAGUGGAACUGGAAACUGUAUUUGAUGUUUCCUAUUAUAGAUGUUAAAUUCUUUAGUUAAAUCACAUAGUUUUGACAUAUUCUUUCUUUCAAAUAAAUUCUAAAAAUCAAGUGGAAGUGUCUUUUUCCACAGUAAGGACCUUUUCCUCUGCCAAAAAGUUUUGUAAUAAAAGUUGCAAAAAAGUUAUCAGACUUCAAGGACAACUUCUUGUGCCAUUUUUGGUAAUCAGCAAAGAUACCAUAAAAAGGUACAGUAUUGUGAGGUCUUUUGUCUCUAAACUAGAACAUAUUUUUAUAAUCUAUUAAGUGAGAUAAAGGCGGGUUUCAUAUCAAGAACACGCAAAAAACCUUUAAAUUUUUUUUUGUUUUUUUCUUGCAACUUUAAGAGGGAAAUGUCCUUCAAUGUUUUGCUAUCAAUAUAAUCGGAUGCACUCUGAACAUUAAAAGGUAGGAUUCAAGACCUAUCAUAUGCUUCAAGCUUAAUAGGAAUGAUUAUUAAACUCCUUUUAGGCCAGCACAAACAUUUUCCUUUAUCUAUAACAACUGUAAACAUAUUUUUCAUUUAAUUUUUUCCUCUUUUAUAUUUUGACAUCACACGGGUUAAGAAUCCCUCGUUAAUGUAAGUACCUUAAAAUUGCUGAAUGCAAGCAGAUAGCUGGAACUCAGCUGCCCUGACUUCUUACGUAGGUCAGCACACAGAAUUCUCAAUACUGACAGUACUGUAUAAAAUGGAUAUUUUAUAUAUCUAUUUAGUGUAUAUUUGCUAUUGGGAAUCAAAAUAAAUUAAAUAAACUUAAAAAA